Acanthisitta chloris (rifleman) is the source of this 2196-nucleotide messenger RNA. RefSeq names its product solute carrier family 12, member 8 (gene SLC12A8). Gene Ontology annotation, molecular function: potassium:chloride symporter activity. Gene Ontology annotation, biological process: potassium ion import across plasma membrane; potassium ion homeostasis; chloride transmembrane transport. The coding region runs from base 1 to 2196 and encodes 731 amino acids. The record is from RefSeq and is a predicted model, not a curated record. NCBI's taxonomy places the organism in Eukaryota, Metazoa, Chordata, Aves, Passeriformes, Acanthisittidae. Gene Ontology annotation, cellular component: membrane. The transcript is spliced from 13 exons.
AUGUUCAGUCUGAAUGGUGCCCGAAGCGAGGGAUGUGUCCAAGAGCUGUUCCAUGAGGAAGCACAGCAGGUGUCUCAAACGCAGACCAAACCCUGGUGGAAGAUCCAGCUGUUUGUAUGGGAGCCAGUGCUUUUUGGAACGUGGGAUGGCGUCUUCACCUCCUGCAUGAUCAACAUUUUUGGAGUGGUUCUUUUCCUGAGGACAGGAUGGCUCGUGGGAAACACUGGCAUUGUAAUGGGCAUGUUUCUGGUGUCCUUUGUCAUCCUGGUUGCCCUGGUGACAGUUUUGUCUGGAAUUGGGGUAUGUGAGAAGUGCAGCAUUGGAAGUGGAGGAGUCUACUCCAUGAUUUCUACUGUCCUUGGAGGUCAAGUAGGGGGGACCAUUGGCCUCCUUUACAUUUUUGGCCAGUGUGUUGCAGGUGCUAUGUACAUCACUGGCUUUGCAGAGUCCAUUGCAGAUGUCCUGAGCCUCAGCAACAUCUGGGCAGUGCGUGGGAUCUCCUUGGCUGUCCUGCUCGGCCUGCUGGGGAUCAACCUGGCUGGGGUGAAGUGGAUCAUCAGGCUCCAGCUGCUGCUGCUCUUCCUGCUGGCUGUCUCAACACUGGACUUUGUCAUUGGGUCCUUUACACACCUCGAUCCAGAGCAUGGCUUCGUUGGCUACCCGGAAGAGCUGAUGUUCAACAACACACUGCCAGACUACAGCCAGGGGGAGUCUUUCUUCACUGUUUUUGGAGUGUUUUUCCCAGCUGCCACAGGUGUGAUGGCUGGGUUCAACAUGAGUGGGGAUCUCCAGAAGCCUUCAGCCAACAUCCCUCUGGGGUCCCUGGCUGCUAUCGGCACCUCGUGGUUUCUGUACAUGGUCUUUGUUUUUUUGCUGGGAGCCAUUUGUACCCGUCAGUCACUUCGCUAUGACUUCAUGAUAGCAGAGAAGGUAUCCUUGGUGGGUUUUUUGUUUUUGCUAGGGCUAUAUAUCUCAUCCCUGGCCUCCUGCAUGGGAGGGCUGUACGGAGCACCUAGGAUCCUGCAGUGCAUCGCCCAGGAGAACGUGAUUCCCAUGCUUGCCUUCCUUGGACGAGGGAAAGGCCCCAACAAGACUCCAGUGUCUGCAAUUUGCUUAACAAGUCUCAUCACCAUGGCUUUUGUCUUCAUUGGGCAAGUGAAUGUUCUUGCUCCCAUAGUCACCAUCAACUUCAUGUUGACAUAUAUUGCUGUAGAUUAUUCCUAUUUCUCAGUCUCCCUGAGCUACAGUGUGCAGCAGAAACCUGACGAGACCCAGAUGGGAACUGCUAGACCUGCUCACUCUUCCCAGCCUUUAAUUUUCAACAAGCCCUCCAGCCGUGCAGCAGAUGGAGUAAUUCAAAGCAGAUCAAAUGGCACUUUGCUGGAAUUCAAAAAAGACAUGGACCAGCUUUUUAAACCAUUUUGUAGUGAGUCAAAUACUUGCAAAAGAGAAGAAGCUGAGAAUUUAACCCAAAAGGUCAGACAAAAGAAGGUGAAGAAGCCAGCCAAGCAGACGUUACAAGACAGCUUUCUCCUGGAUCGCCAUCACAAUGCUCCUCCAGCUCAGUACAGCUGGGAUGAGACCAUGGAGCCCCACAGUGAGAGUCAGCAGGACCUGGCUGAGCAGGGCUGUUGGCAGGAUGCAGGUGUGAACUCAUCACCUGCUGUGGAUGCCCAGCAGACACCCAGGAUGCUGGAGCAGGGGGAGCAGUUCUGCAGUGAAGUGAUGAUGCUCCCCAGCCCAAGGGGAGAAGAAUCAUCUACAAAGCAACAACAUCCAGAGCUGGGAAUUCAGCAGAUACCAGAAUCUUUCUACUCUAGAUUUUUCAGUCACUGGGUUUCCUUUGCUGGUGCCAUUGUGUCCCUCAUCAUAAUGUUUGUCAUUCAGUGGAUCUACACCCUAGUCAGCCUGGGUGCAGCAGUUAUUCUAUAUUUUUACAUUGGCCAAGUGAGCCCAGGACUCCCCCUUGGAGCAGCAGCGAAUUUCAGUUUCUUUGGCUGGAUUAAGUCAAUUUUGAUCACUUCGUGCAGGAGAAGGCCAUCUCCCAAGGAGCAGAUUGUGGUGACACCAUCCUUUGCAACAGUUGGCAUGGAGACCAGGCAGCUCACCGAGGAGAACGCGGACUUUGCCUCACGGGACCGCUAUCACCAAUCCUCACUCAUUAGCAGAGAGGAAUUUGGGAAUCAAUUCCAGUGA